Molecule: messenger RNA, 2457 nt
Organism: Drepanopeziza brunnea f. sp. 'multigermtubi' MB_m1
Lineage: Eukaryota; Fungi; Ascomycota; Leotiomycetes; Helotiales; Drepanopezizaceae
Molecular function (GO): metal ion binding
Source: RefSeq, a predicted model, not a curated record
AUGGCUGCCCCCAUGUCUGCGAAUGCCAUGAGAGCUCUCGAGCAAGUAAAGAUGGGCCUUUACAUGCUUUAUGGAGCCUCCUACUUCACCGAAGACGAAUGGAUCAAGAUUGACGGCUUGAUACAUAAAGGCCAAUAUAUCUUUACUAGCGGUCCGCCCAACAAUAUCAAUAUCCUCGACUCAAAGGACGAGCCUUUGCUAUCGUUCGACGAUACGACCGGGAGAGCAAACCAAUCUUUCGAUACGGCGAAGGAGGACUCUACAGUGGUUACGGAAAAGCCGCUAGACUCCCCCACCGAGUCGGAUCUGACUGAGCCGGCAGAGACGCCUAAUGAUACUUCUGUCGAGGCCACCGAGGCUUCAUCGGACGACGAACCUCCCAAGCCAGCGGACUCUGCUGUAUUCGAUUUUUCGCAAUGGGACCCUCCUACCGAGGUCCAAGAAACAAAACCCGUCAAUGUUGAAGAGCUUGGGAGCGAGCCUACCGAGAUUCCUAAGCGAGAACCAGUUGCUAUUCCUGCAGCAGGUGGGCUGGCCCUCGGAUACACACAAGAACAACUGGACGAGCUGAAGGCUUUCAACGCAACCCUGACCAAAGCUGGCAAGAAGCAGAAGCCAGACUAUGAAAAGAAGGAUCCUGGAUCCUGUAACUCUGAAAACGCGUCUACGGCCACCGAUGAGCAAGAGACACGGAUCAACUCAUGGGCUGAUGGUGUUAAAGCUCACGGACUGUCGCAAAAUUCAAAGACUGCCACCCAACCAGGCCAGCCUGCCGACCAGUUCACCAAGGCCCAAGGCCGGGCACCUCGAGUCAAUGACGAGGUCGUCCAUCCGAACAAUCCCAGUCCCAAAUCCAAGCCACUUGGCCGCCGUAUAGGCCCCGGCUCAACCAGCAGCGGUAGCCAUCUCAAGAAGUCUCCCGUGCCUACCGCCGAGUUCGGCAGCGUAGAGCGCAAGCUGAAUGUUCCACCCGGCACCGUCCUUCUCGCCCAUAGAGGCCAGGUCAAAACUAGUCAAAUGAGACUAGAAAUCCUGCCCGGCGAUCAGAUCGAGGUCUUUAGCCACGUUUCCGCCGUAACGCACUCGGGCCGAAACUUGCGGACUGGACAGAAGGGGCACUUCGCAGAGGACGUAGUCAUGUCAAACCCUGUCGAAAAAUCAAGCAAUGCCUGGGUCGAGCAGCGGCGGCUAAGUGCCCAGCAGAAGAGCCGAACGUUGAGCCUGAGCAGUGAUAUCCAUUCACUGGAUCGGAUUGAAAACAACAAUGCUGCCGAGUGGGACGAAAUUCCUAUCACUCGUCGAACGAGACCCCAUGUACCUGUCCAACCGAAGCAACCUGGUGGGCUGGGCGGGCUGGGAGCCAGUCGAUUUGCGCCACUGGUAGAUGAGGCGAAGAGUGUGAGCUCCGGAAGCGAGCACACGGACAUGGUCUCGAGAGAUGAGGUUUCCAAGCUGGUUGAUGAUAAAAUCGCGGAGAUCAGAGCUCAGAUGAUGGCUCCCCAGAAUGCCGUCGGUCACUCUCGCCCUUCUUACUAUAAGAACAAGGUCGGAAAAGAGCCCCUGAAGCCAGUGAUGCCCAAGACGCAGACAUGCUGGUUCUGGGGCACCCCAAACAGGACCUGCCGCUUCACCGCAGACGAGUGCCGUGACCUCCACAAAUUCAUCCCCGGCAGUGAACCCUUCUUCCCUAAAGGCACACCCUCCUGGGGCGCUCUCGCCGACUCCCUCGCGCCUCCAACUCAGGCUCAAAUCCAAGCCCAGCUCUCCCCUACCUCCCCUUCAUCCUUCACCCUCAACUCUCCUUCCACGCUAUCCAAGGUUAUCACUAACGGGAGCCCCACCGACGCCGAUGAAAGCUUCUUCGAUAGCUCUAGCAAAAGCAGCAAGUCGUGCUGGUACUGGGCGCACGGGUCCUGCGUCAACACCGCCGAGGAUUGCCGGUACCAGCACGCCGAGACCCCCCACGGCGUCGCUUCUAACCCCUCGAAGUGGAGGAAAGGGUGGUCGCGGUUGGGCUCGCCAUCUGUCGCGGCGGAUGAGUUUGGACGCAGCGAGCGCGUGGAUCAGGCUUGGCGCGUGACCGAAGUUCUCUCCGAAGACGGUGACGGUGAUGGGAAGGGUGAGAGUGCCGAGAGGGCCGAGAGGGCCGAGAGUACUGAGGCUGCCAAAAGUGAGAAUCUACCAGCAGCAGCAGCAGUGGUCGCGGAACCGGAACCGGAACCGGAGAAAGAAGCAAAGCCGAGCCUCCCACCCGUGGCCAGCGUGACGCCUACGAAGUGGCACCGGCCCUACGAAUGUACGCGUGGCUACGGCGAGAGCGCGCAGAAGGAGGGCCACUUUGGCAAAGAUGUGACCGCCCUCGAGACCCUCCCUCCACCGGGAUGGGAGAAAACACUGCCGUCGCACAUGCAGAGUCUGCUGGCCAAGGCCAAUGCUUCUGGGGACUCUCCGUGGUAA